CACACUCCCUUUCCGUAACGGAAGCUCUGCCCUCUUUCUGUUUAACGUGUGUUGCUAUUGGCUCUCUGUGGCUUAUUUAAGGACGUCAUUUCCGGCCGCCCGUCCUUUCCGCGCUACCCUGGAACGGGUCCGUACGGCGUUGUUCUUGGUUCCCAUCGUAACUUAAAAGGGAAACUUACACAAUGUCCGGAGGCCUUGACGUCCUGCAGAUGAAGGAGGAGGAUGUCCUCAAAUUCCUUGCUGCAGGAACCCACUUAGGUGGCACCAACCUUGACUUUCAGAUGGAGCAGUACAUCUACAAAAGGAAAAGUGACGGUAUCUACAUCAUCAACCUGAAGAGGACUUGGGAGAAGCUGUUGUUAGCCGCUCGAGCUAUUGUUGCCAUUGAGAACCCUGCUGAUGUCAGCGUCAUCUCCUCCAGGAACACUGGCCAGCGAGCUGUGCUGAAGUUUGCCGCUGCCACAGGAGCCACUCCAAUUGCUGGCCGCUUCACACCUGGGACCUUCACUAACCAGAUCCAAGCAGCCUUCAGGGAGCCCCGGCUUCUAGUGGUGACUGAUCCCCGGGCUGACCACCAGCCCCUCACAGAGGCCUCUUACGUCAACCUGCCCACCAUUGCUCUUUGUAACACAGAUUCUCCCCUGCGCUAUGUGGACAUUGCCAUCCCAUGCAACAACAAGGGAGCUCACUCAGUGGGUCUCAUGUGGUGGAUGCUGGCCAGGGAAGUACUCCGCAUGCGAGGAACCAUCUCCCGGGAGCACCCAUGGGAGGUUAUGCCUGAUCUUUACUUCUACAGGGACCCAGAGGAGAUUGAGAAGGAGGAGCAGGCUGCCGCUGAGAAGGCUGUGACCAAGGAGGAAUUCCAGGGUGAAUGGACGGCACCAGCGCCUGAGUUCACUGCUGCUCAGCCUGAGGUGGCCGACUGGUCUGAGGGUGUGCAGGUGCCCUCUGUGCCCAUUCAGCAGUUCCCCACAGGUGUGUAUCAAGGCCAGGGCAUCAGGCUGCAGGGAGCUGAGCAGUGUAGACUGAGUAAUGGUGAAGCCUUCAGUGGCCACGAGAGCGUUACUGUUCUGACUCUGGGUGUGCUUUGAUGUGUGUGCCGGUGGGCGCAGUGUGUCUUGACACAUUGCUUUUGGGAUGACUUGGGAAAAGUUACUCUGUUCCUAGAGCUGAUGACCUUUUUUGUACUUUAUUAACAGAAGACUGGAGUGCACAGCCGGCCACUGAGGACUGGUCAGCAGCUCCCACAGCACAGGCUACUGAGUGGGUUGGAGCCACCACUGAGUGGUCCUGAGCUCCUCUGCAGGUGCCUGAGCGAAGGGAAAAAAGGUGGAAGGAAAAUAAAGUUCCUGAAAGCUG
Molecule: messenger RNA, 1359 nt
Organism: Rattus norvegicus (Norway rat)
Lineage: Eukaryota; Metazoa; Chordata; Mammalia; Rodentia; Muridae
Source: RefSeq, a predicted model, not a curated record